AUGAUUAAUGUUCUAUUCAUUCCUUUACUAUUAUAUCUAUAUCUUCUGGGUGUCACCGCCCAAAACGAAAAUGUCUCGCGCGAUGUUUUCGACUCCCUCGAAGAAUUAUCCCGCCUGGUGGAUAUCUCAUACUGUGUAGGUACAACAGGAGUACAGCAGCCAUUCCAAUGUCUUAGCCGAUGCAUUGAAUUCCCUGAUUUCGAGCUGAUAACCACGUGGAACACGGGAGUUCUCCUAUCCGAUUCAUGUGGGUACAUUGCACUCUCACACACGACCCCAAAAAGGAUCAUUAUCGCAUUCCGCGGCACCUAUUCAAUAACCAACACGAUAAUCGACCUAUCCGCCUACCCCCAGUCUUACAUCCCAUACACAGGCGAACCCUCAACUCCAGGACCAAAAUGUGACAACUGUACCGUCCAUGCCGGUUUCAUGAGCUCCUGGGUCCACACGCGCACCACCAUCCUCCCACACGUCGCAGCGGCAUUGCAGAAAUACCCCGAUUACGAAGUAACACUCGUAGGCCACUCCCUCGGCGGUGCGGUAGCCGCACUAGCGGGUUUAGAAAUGCGACUUAAAGGCUGGGACCCGUUGGUAACAACCUUUGGUGAACCGAUGAUAGGAAAUGGGGAUUUUGUGAAGUUCUUCGACGAGAAAUUCGGGUUCAGGGAUGCCGUUACCAUUCCUCCCAUGAAGGGCCAGCGGUUCCGACGCGUGACCCACAUCGAUGAUCCGGUUCCUUUGCUUCCGCUUCGGGAAUGGGGAUAUCGGGCCCAUGCGGGUGAGAUGUUUAUCUCGAGAUCGGACCUUCCUCCCGCGUUGGAGGAUGUGCAUGUGUGCGCGGGUGAUUGUGAUCCAAGGUGCAUUGCCGGAUCUGAUGCGCCUGCUCUUCUCCUUGGAUUAUAUCGAGAUAUGCACUCCCGUGGGUCGUCGGCUUCUACUUCGGAGUGUCGUUCUCACGAUGAGUCUGUCUCUAGGGAAGAUCAAGUUGUUAUGGGAGAACGUGGAAGUCAGGAUCAUACUAGCUGUGGCAGGAGCAAGGACGAAUUGUCUGCUCUUAGUUGGGACUGGUCUAUUAUACCGGGAAGGUAUCGACUUUGGGAGCUGUUCUAUGCCCAUCGGGACUAUUUUUGGCGCAUUGGACUUUGUGUACCGGGGGGAGAUCCGACUGGGUAG
Molecule: messenger RNA, 1173 nt
Organism: Penicillium soppii
Lineage: Eukaryota; Fungi; Ascomycota; Eurotiomycetes; Eurotiales; Aspergillaceae
Product: lipase family protein
Exons: 2
Coding region: 1-1173 (390 amino acids)
Biological process (GO): lipid metabolic process
Source: RefSeq, a predicted model, not a curated record